Synchiropus splendidus (mandarinfish) is the source of this 1126-nucleotide messenger RNA. RefSeq names its product homeobox protein MSH-C-like. Gene Ontology annotation, biological process: embryonic morphogenesis; regulation of transcription by RNA polymerase II. Gene Ontology annotation, cellular component: nucleus. Gene Ontology annotation, molecular function: RNA polymerase II transcription regulatory region sequence-specific DNA binding; DNA-binding transcription factor activity, RNA polymerase II-specific. The transcript is spliced from 2 exons. Bases 34 to 846 code for a protein of 270 amino acids. Lineage: Eukaryota; Metazoa; Chordata; Actinopteri; Syngnathiformes; Callionymidae. The record is from RefSeq and is a predicted model, not a curated record.
CCCAAGUCGCUCAGCACGGGCCCACCGAGGUGCAUGGCCCCUUCCCCUUGUGUCACGAUGAAUCCAGCGCAAGGGUCGCCUUCCCAAGAGCCUCGCCAGAACGAGGAGACGGACACAGACGCAGAAGAACCGCAGAGCGUCAGCGCGGAGAAAGGAUACAAAGUUCACCACAACAUCCUCCCGUUCAGCGUGGAGUCGCUCAUCUCCAAAAAGACCCCCUGUCGGACUUCUUACUCGGCCUCGGAUGAGGCGGUGGUCCUGCCGAGUUCUCCGGUCGGUCAGGACGCGCACUUCUCCACGAGGACUUUUUACGCAGGGAGGAAGGUGUGCGCCGAGACCUCGCCGGGCGUUGCCAGUUCUGGGGAGGAAAGUCCGCAGUUUAGUGAGAAGGAUCAGAGCACUUGGUUCCAGAACUCUUCAUUUACUUCAUCUCCUCACAGGAGCACAAGCCCUUCUCCGUGCGCUCUGAGGAAGCACAAGAACAACAGGAAACCUCGCACUCCCUUCACUACCUCGCAGCUUCUGGCACUGGAGCGCAAGUUCCGUCAAAAGCAGUACCUGUCUAUCGCGGAGAGAGCCGAGUUCUCCAACUCCCUCAACCUGACGGAGACGCAGGUGAAGAUCUGGUUCCAGAACCGCCGGGCCAAAGCCAAGAGACUACAGGAGGCCGAACUGGAGAAGUUCAAACUGGCCUCCAAGCCGGUCCUGUCCGCCUUCGCGCUGCCGUUCCCCCUCGGAGCGCCGAUGGGGUCUCCAACGUGGGGGCCGUCGGUCCCCAGACCCAGCUUGCCGGUUCCUGGACUGUUCGGUGGACCUGUCACCUACGGGAUGUACUACCUGUCCUAGUUGCGGUGUGCGCUCAUACUUCUACCAAAACCACUUUUGUUUUAACAUGACUGACCUCCAGAGCUCAGACCGUUAUUUGUGUGCGCGCUCAUCUGAAGGCAAUAAGGUGAAUUUUGGACCCCCUCAACCCCCUCAUGCCUUAACGUGUUUUAAUCCAAGCAAUAAUCUAACGAAGCAGGGCGAACAGAAAAGUACUUAACAGACGUCAGUGCCUUAGCGUUUCUCCACCUGCUCUUGAUUCCUUCACUAAAGUCCCUGCCUUUUUUUGGAUGUUGCAAAC